Messenger RNA from Oncorhynchus tshawytscha (Chinook salmon), 3034 nucleotides. RefSeq names its product protein FAM110C-like. The transcript has 2 exons. The record is from RefSeq and is a predicted model, not a curated record. Bases 1031 to 2401 code for a protein of 456 amino acids. Lineage: Eukaryota; Metazoa; Chordata; Actinopteri; Salmoniformes; Salmonidae.
ACCAUUGUGCCACGGAGUCGCACGGCUGCUACAACGUAAACUACCCGGUGUUCUGGCAGUCUGCGCAAGAAGCGGACGCAGCACAGCAGACAAGAAGCGUGCAGCACUAGCGGUCUGUCAGUCCGACUAUCUGCCGAAUAAACUAGGCUACACAAGAAGCGGAGCAGAUAACCACUCGGACAGAUCCACGUCCCGUCCCAGCGGUUGAAAGAACAGAAAGAAACGAGGACACCUUCACAUGUAUGAAGAGCAACACACAACACAAGGGGACUGUGGGUGCAGGUGAGGACAAGGGCAAGUCCUUCGUCCGUCAACGUCAGAAGUGUCCCGGUGCCGCCCAUCCUCAGGUCACCUCAACCACGACGGCAGCCGAACAAAUAGGCAUCUCUCGACCCAGCGUCCCUCAGACUGCCUGCCUUCACCAAGCAAAUAUUUGUGGCCGUUAUAUCUCAUUUCCCAGGUUUAACCUUCAGUGAAAAGAUCAAUGGAAAAGGAGUGAUCGCUCAGAGAGAGACAGACAGAGAGAACAAGAAAGUAAGGGGGAGGGUGACAAAUAGUAACCCUUUCAAAGUGAACUCUGCCUGCUAUUUAUGCUGCGCUGUGGGCAGGAGAACGUCCCAUUUGGGAGUGCUGUUGACCAGUGGCAACAGGAUUUCCCUGCACCCUGCCCAUUUAUCCAAAUUCCUGUGUAAAUACUGGAUAGAGAUAUCAAUUUGUCUGGGCUCCAAUAGUGCCCAGAAAGAGACUAUAAGCUAUCUAUAGAAAGCUCCACAACAAACUUGGCCUCUGUGGUCACAGAAUUGCCACCUAGUUAUUUCCUCAGUAGAGAGAUCCAGGAACUGUGAGUGAGAAUGGGAGCUGCUAUGCUUUAGUUCUAAAGCAGAAAGCUUACUGAAAAGCUCACACCAGACUAGAACUUGAAAGGUACAACAAUAGAUCCAGGGGGAACACCUUUGGCAACUAGCAGCAGGAGAAGGCAGCCAUUUUGGGGCUGCUGUUUUGAUGUCUUUACCCAGAAAGGUGGAGCACCAUGAAGCCGUUAACACCCAUAGGAUCCCCCUCACCUCUGAGGCUCCUCAACAAGGGCCCGGACUACCUGCGUAGGCAGAUGGAGGGUGGGGGCCAGGGCCGUUCCAUCAGCGCUGUAGAGAGACUCGAGGCAGACAAGGCCAAGUAUGUUAAGAGCCAGCAGGUCAUUAACACCAAACAGGAGCCCGUCCUGGUGCCUUGCACACCACCUCCUCCACACCGUCGUCCCCACACCGUGCCUGGGUGCCUCACACCACGACUGCCACCCCGCCGAUCCUCUGCUCCUUUUCCCACCCCCCUCACUGUACGAGAUGAGAACGAGAAUGAUGACUCGAGGAAGGAGAAUCGGAGGACGACGGUGGAUGUGGAAGCACGGAACAGGAGUAACGCCAACAAGGUGACCCCACCCAGCCCCAGGAACCCCUGGACUCCACCCUCCAUACCCCUGGUAGCCCCUCAUAGUGCCCCCAUCCUGAGGAGGAGCACCGGUAAGCGCAUGCUGCGGCCUGACUCCCUGGUCAUCUACCGGCAGAAGAAAGAGUGCAAAAUCCUGCCUAGUGGUGGCAUCGUAUUGGGGAACUCCAACAUGGAGAUAAAGGGGUACAACUUUGUCCGCCGCCUCUUCCAGGGCUCCAUGCGGGAGAAGAGUGGUGGGGGCGAGGGGGGCACCCAGAAGAUGGUGAUCAGCGAGGAGAAAGCUUUGUCGCGGGAUGGUGACUCACGCAUGUCUUGGACCAAUGAUAAGGACACCGUGGACGGGGGACAGGUAGGGCCAGGCAGCCGGAGAUCCAGUAAGACAGACCACGAGCGCUCACCACUUCCCAGCCCUGGCUUCAGCUAUACAUCGGAGCGGACUAAGAAUGGUGUUAGCUGUGUUAGCAAUGGCACUACCAAUGGUACCAGAAACGGCAAUGGAAUCACCAAGGGCAAUGACGUAAGUGACCACACUGACAACGAGGCGGACAUCUGGAAGCGGGUGCCGCCGCCCCCGCGGUGGCGUUCAGGACUACAACGCUCCAAGUCAGAUCUGCUUCUGCGAUGCUCAGUGGCGUUGUCUGACCAGGAGCAUUUCUUUGACUACUGCGGGCUGGACCUGGACAUGGUGGACCGGCUGGGGCCUGAGAACUUCCUGGGUGGGAUCAGCGACGUAGACACACUCUCAUUGGUGCUGAGGAGCAUAGGGGGAGGGGGCGGUGGCUCGGAGCCCAGCGAGUUCUCCCGCCACUCAGGAGAGGCGGGGCUUUUCCAGGAGGAGGUGGCCGAGAAGCUGACCACGGGGGUGUCAAUCAUCGAGAGGAAUGCCCGUGUCAUCAAGUGGCUCUACAGCUGCAAGAACGCAGCACAGGAGGGGCCCAAAGAGUCCACUGUUUAGACACCACUUCUCUAAAAGAAGACAUGUUCCCCUAUGACUGAAGGACAGAGACUUUGUUAUUGUACUGUAAUCCUUAGUCUUCUCCCAGGUUGAUAUGCUGUAUUUAUAUGUCCUAUGGGAAGUGUGAGGGGUGUGGAUGGCCUACACCUUAUUUUCAAGUGGAAUCAUUUACCCCUGCAUACGUUUUGUCAGUGAGUGUGUGAUUGUGUUGGAUAUGGCUGUCCCACCCACUCCCUAUCCUAACCAAUAGGUAUUGUCGGAUCUAUAGUGACUGACAGCCUCCCCUAAGCUCCGCUCUGACUCUACAACCAACAAUAAGGCGCAUCAGUGAGAAAACAACAGGCAGAGAUGAGGCUGUAUUUAGUGCCGUGGACGAGCAACAACACAACCCUACACUCUUCUCUCGAACAUAUCAAUAAUUUAGAAUGGAAAACCACAGAGGGUUUUUUUCUGAACUGGAGUGAACUGUGAGUACCUCAUUCCGAACUGUGCCAGUUUAGUUUGUGUGUAGCUUUUCUUUCUUUUUUCUUCUUAAAACGCAGGCGUUGGAACAGGCACGCGAGGGACCCCUGUGGGGUUGUUAAUGCACUGAACUGGACGAGAAGUGUGAGAGAGACAGGCAAAGAGUGAGAG